GCGUUGCCCGAGACAUGCCGCCAGGAGGGGGAGUGUCCAUCACGUCGAUCAACCGCGAGACGGACCUCGACGAGAUGAUCGAGGAGGUCAAAAGGCGCAAGGAAGCCGGAAUGCCCUCCUUGGGCAAGGCCAGCAUGGUCGACUACGAGCUUUGCAAGUCCCGUGAUGAGGCGCAGCGCAUAGCCCGGCCACAUCUCUUCUUCGAUUCGCAGAAGCACGUAGACAAGGUUCGGGCAAAGCUCGCGGAGAAUCCUGACUUCAAAGUCAUGUACAACCCCUCGGUGUCCAUGAACGACCACUCUGUGAGUACUAUCGCCAAAAGCGUCGCUGGGAGCAGUACAUUCGUAGACUUGCUGAAGCGGCAGUACGGGCAGGUCUAA
Messenger RNA from Symbiodinium sp. CCMP2456, 380 nucleotides. Lineage: Eukaryota; Dinophyceae; Suessiales; Symbiodiniaceae. The record is from the annotation of a GenBank genome assembly.